Molecule: messenger RNA, 3067 nt
Organism: Fusarium odoratissimum NRRL 54006
Lineage: Eukaryota; Fungi; Ascomycota; Sordariomycetes; Hypocreales; Nectriaceae
Exons: 2
Coding region: 1257-2435 (392 amino acids)
Cellular component (GO): fungal-type vacuole
Source: RefSeq, a predicted model, not a curated record
GUUUCAACGGUGUCCAACGGUUCGGAUACAGCAUCUCUAUCUGCAAGAUAACGCAUCAAGAAAGGGUAGCGACAGGAAGCCACUCUAACGAUGCCCAACCGUCGCGAAUCAGGCAUACACCUAAGUAUUCGUCAAAUGUAACAGGAUAUUGACAAUCAAUCGUGCCUGUUACGUUCAUAGCCGGACAAGGAGAGAUGCUGGGUACCUGUCAUGUAUUUACUUGCAUGUACGGAUACACACCAUGCUUUGGAGCAACCAUUAGACUAGGCUCUCAGGCACAACACCAAGAGCCAUCGAGCGUGGCGGCGAGCCGUGUCUGCCACCAAAUGAAUCUUGAGUGUUAAUAGCCGCUGGACACUCAAAACAAUUGCCGCAUCAGCCUCUAUUAAUAAAGACCGCGGUUCUCCUAACAUUUGCAGUGUUGCUAAUGUUUUUCAGACAGACGCUAUCGAACAUGGGCGAAUGAGAUCCUCCCAACAACACCUGGUCUAGACCUAUUCGAUCUUAAACAUCAGGUGCACCAUUCUCCUUUUUACUGGCCUGCCCUUCGCAAACACCUGGCCCACGCAUUGACAGGCAGGCAUUAGGAAGGUGCAGCAGGCCCCAGUCCCUGCCCGCUUCUGCCUCUGUCGUGCGACCCCGUCUUUUCAGUCCCUUCCCCGUCCCAUCGCUUCAACCCGAUCUUCACUCUAUCAUACAAUUGCUAACGCGAUUUUUGGUAGUGCGUCUCGCCCACUCGCUCGCUCACCUAUGCAGUUAUUACAUUCUUUAUUUCUUUCUUAGUGCUUGUUGUAUUCUUUCGUUCGAGUUACAGGAGGCCGGCACAGAUAACCGCCGCUUCACUAAUUACCCAUCUCUCGCUUGCUAUCUUCACUCCGCGCCCCCCUUGCCAGGACAGGACGCGGUAUAUCCCUUCAGACGUACUCAUAACUAUCGAGCAAUAAGUCGCCUCCUACUUCCAGGUUCUCGAAGAAAACACGCCUGUUUUUCUAAGCGCUAUUUCAUAACGGGAGCAUACAUCUGCUAAAUCAAGGCUCGACCUCCCCCUUUGACAUUCCUAAGCAUCCUCGAUAUACGCAACUUAUCUCACCCGCCCUUGAUCGAUCUCAAAACGAAAUUUCACACAAUCAUUCGGUUUUUCCCAACGCCUGUCUCACGAGAGAUCCUUCUCCAACAAUACUUGACAUCGAUUUCAAGGACGUAUUUUGUUUGGACAACCAUUCUUAGAGAUAGCCGUUUGAAACGACUAGUUCAGCAUGAGACCGAUCAACUACCUACCGAGACCGGACCUUUUGGUCUCGGUGUUUGCCUCCGUUUCACUGUAUGGUGGCCUGGCUAUGGCCCAAGAUACCAAGGAUGACCCCAAGAAUAAUGACCCAUCUGCUGUUCCUGAGGCGACCGAUUCGAAGAAUAGCGAUGCCAAUAAACCCACCAAUACAGCUGCUGAGCCAGCUAGUACUGAGACGAAGGAUAACGCGAAGCCUGCGUCAACAAAAGACGAGCAGCCUUCGAAAACGGAGGAAAAAGAAAAGUCCAAGUCUACUGCGGAAGAGGAUCAGGCCAGUACUGCGACAGGAGAGGGUCCAACCAAAACCAAAGACGUUCAGUCCACAAUCACAUCCAUCGCCUCUUCUGGCACGGAAGAAGCUAUGCCUACCUUGACAAGAUACAAGCCAAUUCCUACUUAUCCAGCUCCUUCUGUUCCCCCUACUAACAACGCUCCUUUCAUGCGGCACUCGAGUGCCCCUGACGGAACCGUAUUUAUUGCAGUUGGGGCUAUCCUUGGCGCUCUUGGGCUCGCCAUCCUACUCUGGCGUCUUAUCGUUGGCAUCCUCCUUCAUCGGUCUGUUGAGCGAGCAGCCAAGGCCCAACAUGACGAGAACGCAAAGACAGGCUUUCCUGCGCCCCCUGCGCCCUUCUAUAAAUACACUGAUACCGGAUCGACAAUGUCUCUCUCUGCUGGUCGCGGCGUGCGACGAACCACCCGUGGACCUGUUCUAUCGUCAACCCCUAGCGCCUCCAACCUGUUUUUCUCCCCAACUGCCGCAGCAUCAGGCAAUGGGGCUGGCAAUCGUGGCUCUGCAUUUUUACCAUCUGGCUUUUAUGCGGCUGGCACCAGCUCUCCCGGUGGCCAGCAUGAUAAUAACAUCAGCAUGACCAACUUACGCCCUGAUUCUCGCGGUCACUUUGGCACUCCUUCACGACAUACCUUAAAUCCAAGUCCUCCAGAGUCACCUUCAUUCCAAGGCCGAAGGGACAUCAGCAACUCGACCCUCAAUCUCAAUCGACCACCAAGCCAACGCGCCCCUAGUGCGUUCCUCGAAGAUCUUCUCGCUGACGAUCCUUCGAGUCUGCCGCCUCCACAUAUGCCUGCUUCGACUGCCAGGCGCUCAUCGUAUGGCAGUGGCUCCCCUGGCGCGCACAACCGAAUCUAAACCGGUAUCAAGCGACUUCUAUCAUGGAAAACUUUACAUGUGAGCGAUAUUAUGCUUAAUCGUCCUUGUUACCAGAGAAAACAUUUGGUGUUACAGGAGGGGCGUCACCUUCGAAUCAUUUUACAACAGCGGCGUCAAGAGACUGGCAUUUUUCUCAUCAGGAUAUGGCUUGCGGAUAAUUCGAUACUUAGUCAUGAGAGGACACAGGUGUAAUGAUCCUCGGUAAUGUGUACGUGGGGGUUACGGGUAGAGUUUUGGGUUAUUGUCGACGAUGGAAUAGUUCAGCAUGGCUGUAGGCAAUGGCGUAGCUUCGAGCCCUGACCCCGUCCGCUAUCAGACCACCAAAGUUCUACUCUAUGUUUGGAUAACUUGGGGGAGUUAACGGUUUUGAUCCAUACUCCAGAAAUAUCUUCUGGCUUUCUUAGUACAUAAUCCUCUUCAACAUGAUAUAUUCAUCUCCAUCUGUCUUCGAGCCAACCGAGUUUGUUUCUGUGACUAAUGGCAACCAAACCUGGGAGAUUACCAUGAAUUUGAUAGGUGACGGUACACCAAUCGUGGUAAUUCUGGAAGUUCCGGUAUGAAAGAGCAACGUUGAACAAGUGCGAUGUUUUCUUUUUACGAGAAUACGUUUG